Molecule: messenger RNA, 1259 nt
Organism: Pyrus x bretschneideri (Chinese white pear)
Lineage: Eukaryota; Viridiplantae; Streptophyta; Magnoliopsida; Rosales; Rosaceae
Product: tetraketide alpha-pyrone reductase 1-like
Exons: 7
Coding region: 140-1141 (333 amino acids)
Molecular function (GO): oxidoreductase activity, acting on the CH-OH group of donors, NAD or NADP as acceptor
Source: RefSeq, a predicted model, not a curated record
ACUUGUUUUUUAUUUGGGUUCUCCUCGACUGCGUCUCAUCAUUUUCCUGCCGGCUGGAGCUCCCAAACGGUCAAACCAGGGCUACUUCACUGCCUCUAUCUAUCAGCUUGCAGUAGAAAGUGCUGCUGAUUUGAAGGGGAUGGAUGAAAAACUUGAAUCCAAAGGCAAAGUUUGUGUUACGGGGGCUUCCGGCUAUCUGGCAUCUUGCCUUAUAAAGCAGCUUCUCUUGUCGGGCUAUCAUGUAAUUGGAACCGUCAGAGAUCUAGGAAACCAGAAGAAAUUGGCGCAUUUAUGGAAGCUGGAAGGAGCUAAGGAAAGACUCAGAUUGGUGGAGGCUGAUUUAACCAAAGAAUGCAGCUUUGAUGAUGCAAUCUUGGGCUGCCAUGGUGUCUUCCAUUCUGCUUCCCCUGUAAUGGAGAAACCUUCAUCUAAUCCAAAGAGAGAAAUCCUGGAGCCAGCGAUUGAGGGUACCUUGAACGUGUUGCGUUCGUGUAAGAAAAAUCCGUCUCUGAGGCGAGUGGUUUUCACUUCAUCUUCUUCAACUCUAAGGGUGAAACCGGAUGAAGAUUUCGCCUCCAGUUUAAAACUGGAUGAGUCAUCUUGGAGCUCUGUGGAAUACUGCCAAAGACUUCAGCUCUGGUACCCUUUAUCAAAAGUUCUAGCCGAGAAGGCAGCAGGGGAUUUUUGCAAAGAGAAUGGGAUCGAUUUAGUAACUGUUAUACCUGCGUGGGUGAUUGGACCUAGUUUGUCACCUGAUCUAUCUCAUACUGCAUCGCGGGUUCUCAGCCUGCUUAAGGUACGGCUGCUGCUGUCUGGCGAUACAGUAUGGUAUGGAAGAAUGGGAUAUGUUCACAUUGAUGAUGUUGCACUCUGUCACAUCUUAGUUUAUGAGCAUGAAAGUGCUCAUGGUCGAUAUCUUUGUAGCUCAACAGUUUUGGACAACGAUGAGUUGGCUUCCUUAUUAUCCAUGCGAUAUCCUUCCUUACCUAUUGCCAAAAGGUUGAAGCAAGUAAGCAGACCAUAUUAUGAGUUCGACACGUCAAAGUUGCAGAGUUUAGGAUUCAAGUUCAAGACUAUCCAGGAGAUGUUUGAUGAUUGCAUUGACUCUUUGUUGGAGCAAGGCCAUCUUUCUGCACUCUAGUUAAUUUAUGCUCUGUGAUUUAUCUUGCCUUUUAGUAAGUGUGGAUUGCGGAAGGCGAUUAUAAAGACGUCGAUGACGGUAGUUAGGAUAGUAUGAAGCAAGCAGAAUUUACUUUUCA